UGCCUUGCCACAUCGUUUGCUACUUCACUGCCUGUACAUUCAUUGAGACUCGGUUAUACACAGAAUAUUGGCAAAUAUUCUGGGGAUAGAAUAUGAUAUUGUUUCCGUUUACAAAUCGUGUAAUGAUGGUUAUAUGAAAAUGACUCGUGUUUUAAACCGGAGUCGGGCGGUGGGAUUUAAAAUGAUGUCCUGUCAUGUCGGCGCCUUCACAGAAGAGAGAAUGAAACAUUAUCUGGACCGCGCGAGUGAAGGACAAAACACGCAUCUUUAUUUCCAUUGACGAAGACAAGCAUCUGGACAUUGAAAUCAAGUUUUAUUUCCAGCGAUAUAUAUAUAUUUAAAGAUCGAUCUCAAGGACAUAAGGACAUCAAAUACGACAACUUUAUAUUGUGGAUUGACUGGGAUGAAAUGAAAUUAAAGUCGUCGUCUAAUCUAUGAUAAACAACCUGACGUGACAUUAUGAUAGUUUCCAAUUAAUAUACAUAUAUAUUUAAUAUAUAUAUAUAUAAAAUCCUUUAUUUUAACGUCUUAUUUUGCAUUGAUGGGAACUGAAGAAGAAUAGAAAUAUAAGAUAUUUAAGUUAUAUGUCAUGUCAUCUUCACUUUCGCUCUUGGUAUAAUCUUGGCAUAAACAGCUCUAGAUUAUUAUUCAUUUGAAGAUUUAUGAUGUUGGACUCAAAGAUGAAGGACUUGUGUCGCAUCUGUGCAAGGGAGCUGUAUGGUAACCAACGGCGAUGGAUCUUCCACCCAACUGCCAAGCUGAGUCUGCAGGUGCUUCUGUCCUAUGCGUUGGGCAAGGAGAUGACCCGAGACGGCCGGGGAGAGUUCGCCUGCAGCAAGUGUACCUUCAUGCUGGACCGAAUGUAUCGCUUCGACACUGUGAUCGCCAGGGUGGAGGCAUUGUCAGUCGAAAGGAUGCAGAAGCUCUUGUUGGAGAAAGACAGGCUUAGACAGUGCAUCGGCGGACUGUACCGCAAAAACAAUGCUGAUGAUUUUGGAGAGGAUGAUGGUGCUUUGGACUCUCCUGUAGUGGACUUCUCCAAGUUGACCGAAGUUGAAUACAGUGCUCUACUGCAGGAAGAUCUGACAUACUCUAUCUAUGAGUCAUGGGCUGAGCAAGGCGCUCAAGAGCAGGUUCAAGACCACCAAUGCCCUCACCAUCAGUGCCACGCAGCAGCAGAUGCCAGUCCAUGUCCCCGACCCAGAAAGUGCAAAGGAUGCGCUGCGCUGCGGGUGGCAGAUUCAGAUUAUGAGGCUGUCUGCAAAGUUCCCAGGAAAGUGGGCCGGAGCACUUCCUGUGGACCCUCCACACGCUACUCCUGUAGUGUUCAGGACAACGCUGAGGAAAGCGUCCCAUCCGCACCUCCACCAGAACCCGAACCUGUCGAGGACAACCAAACUCGCUGCCCCAGUGAUCAAGAGCCCUUCUGCCUAAGUCCUGGCUCCUCUGUGGAGUCUUUGGACACUGCUGUAGAUCUCACCCAAGAGUCUCAUUCAAAAGUCCAUCCUGACACCAUGCAGAAAGAGUCUGAAGAGGAACAAUCUACUAUCAGGAGAUCCGAGUCCAGGCCUGGUUCUGUGUGUGGACUUGAUAUUGCCCUCAGCCUGCUUAAAAGUUUUGAACAUCACCCUCUCCAGAGUCACAGAGGUAGUCGGAUUCCUGUGCUCCUCAAACCUAACGCUACACCAAUGGAGAGUCCUUACCCUCUGCUCCAGGUGACUCCCACUGGGAUGGAGUGUCCCCUUUCCCCCCAUCUUCCAGAUGCUCCUUCUAGCAUCCAGCAGGAGCUUCAACUUGAGUUGGCAGAAAUGGAAGACCUGUGGUUGGAUGAUUACAUUGAGUGCAAGCCAUCAGGGCUUGAGAAGAGGUUGAUUGAGGAGCAGCAGUGUCAGCUGGCGGAGUAUGAGAACGCAGCGGGUCAGUGUGUGAGUGAGCUGCAGAAGGCCCAACAGCAAGUCCAAUCUCUCCAGACCAAGAUCCGAGAAAGCGAGACCAGCAAUAAGAAGUUACAGCAGAGGCUCAGGGACAUGGAAAGUGAACUACGUUCUGUCAGAGAAGCAGUAUGUGGUCAAGAGAGAACAAUACAGACCUUGAGUGACUCGCUCAACACUAAAGACUGUGAGAUUACUGAUCUCCAUCGGCUCACCGAAGAGCAGAAUGAGCUUCUGCACUCUCUGAAACAACAGAACAACCAUUUCCUGCUCCAGCAGCAGCAGGUGUCUGGAGUGGCUCCUAGCCGUCUGCAGGCUGAUCUGUUGGACCUCCAGGGCUCUCUGUUCUCAGCCCAGCUUGAGCUGCAGGGCCUUCAAAGAGCACAGCAGCAGGGCCAGAGGCGAGAAGAUGACCUGUCCCGAGGAAACCAGCGCCUCCAGGCUGACCUGCAGGAAGCCCUGCAGCACCACCAGGAAGCAGAAACACACAACCACGAUUUACUUGCUGCUCUUGAGAGGGCUCGCUUUGAGAUACAGCAAAUGGAGGAGAAAUGGAGAGAUGAAAGGAGACAGAGGGAGAAAGAGGUCGAGGAAAGGGAGAAGACCAUCCGAGAACUUAAGACCUCACUAGAGCACAAAGAACAACUGUUACUGGACUACAGUGAGCUGGUGGAUGCUCAGAAAGAGCCUGCUGGAAAUAAAGACAACCUCAUUUUCAAGCUCAAACAACGCAUUCAGGAAAGAGACAGAGCUUUGGAGCGAGCGGUAGACGAGAAGUUCACGUGCAUGGAACAGAAAGAAGACGAGGUGCGUAAACUGCAACUGCUACUGAGAGAGAAAGAGAGAGACCUGGAGAAACUUCGAUGUGUUCUUUCCAACAACGAGGAAACCAUCACGAGUCUGGAGUUGUUGCUGCGUGGCAAAGGUUUAGAGCUGGAGCAGGUGUGUGAGGCCUGGCGCAGUGCUCAGGGUGUUCAGCGUGAGAGAGAGGAGUCACACAUGCGAAGCCUGAGAGAAAGAGACACUUUAAUAAACCAGCUGCAGACAUCACUGCACACACGCACCAAAGAGGCGGAGGAUAUGACUGCGGUUCUGCUCAGUAAGGUGUCAGUCGGGUCCAGUGAGGUGGCUGAGGAGCUCAAAUCUCGGCUGCAGCUGAAGGAGCGCUUGUUCCAGGAGCUUCUCUCGGACCGCACCAGACAGACUCAAGAGCAUCACUCACAGGUCCAAAACCUUCUGAACACCAUCAACUCCAGAGAGCAGUACAUUAAGGAUUCUGCAGGGCGGGUGGGUCAGGUAAUGGCUGAACAGACCGGUCGAUUGCAGGAGCUACGCAGGCAGCUUGGGUCUUCAAACCCUCAGUUAACCGAAGGUGACACACAGGUGCUUCAGGAUGAGCUCCAGUUGACUCUGCGCAAAGAAAGAGAGGCCCAGAACCAGCUUACCGCUCUGCGCUCCACCCUGGCGUCCCACCAAGACCGGCUCCAGGCCCAGGUCUCAGAUAUAGAGGCCUUAAGCAGGACUGUGAGCAUCAAAGAGGAAAUCAUUAAGGACCUGCAGGUGCAGUUAGUGGAGCCAUCUGGUUUACCACUGGUUGAGAAACUGACCCUAGAGCUGCAGGUGCUGAGAGAGAAGGUGGAACAUCACAAUGCCACCUGCAUCAAACACAAGCAGGCUGUUUUGGAUCCACUGGUGCCCAUGGAAACAGGACAUGCUGAUUUUGGAGGUUUCACUUCAGAAGAUGGAGAGGAGGAGGAUGAAGACUGCAGUAGUGAGUUUGCUGACAGCGCCGAAGACGAGGAACGCUCCAAACUGACUGCUCAGUCUCUGCUCAGUGUACAGAGCUGUGAUCAGCAUACAGGUCUUAAAGGCUGCCAGGAUGCAGUAGCUGAAGGUCCGGUGACUGAGGUCAAGCUACUGGUGGAGCAGAAGAGGGCAGUAGAGAGAGAACUGACGGAGCUCAAGUCCCAGCUGGAAAAGGCCGGCUUCUCCUCUCUCUCUCAGAUGAGGAAAGCCUUCUUUACUCUAUGCUCUGAAAAUGAGGAGCUGAAGAGUAUGGUGAAAGGAAGAAAACCUCAAAACGAUGGACUGAAGAACACAUCAGAUAUAUCCGAUGGACAAGUGGUGGAAGCAUUUGGCUCUGAGCCUAAUGAAAAGGAUUCAGUGUGUCUGAAGUCUGACCUUGAACAGGUCCAGCAGGAGAGCAGAGAGCUUCAGGAGAGACUCAUGGUGUCAGAGGCCACAGUUCAAGCUCAAGCCGAACAACUCAAAGAUUACAGAGAACUGCUCACGGAAACAUCAGUACAGCAGGACAAUAAGCAGGUCCAGGUGGACAUCCAGGAUCUGGGUUAUGAAACAUGUGGCCGCAGUGAGAAUGAGGCAGAGAGAGAAGACACCAGCAGCCCAGAGUUUGAUGAUCUGGAGCUGUGCACAUCUCUCUCCUAUCGUGAUGGCUGCUCUCAGUGGUGGGGUGGUCCCAGCUCACUGAACUCUGGGAAGACUGAACAUGACGUGACGUACCUGCAGCAGCUGGUAGAGGACAUGCGCGGUCAGCUGUCCCGAUCUCAGGCUCAGAUCCGUAGCUUGCAGGCCCAAACGCGUGAUCAAACUCCAGUCAGCACUCUUCGUAAGGUCAACUGGGGCUUGGAUAACUCUGAGGCACAGAGUACAGCUGAGGAGGACGAGGGCUGGCAGUCGUCUGACGGCUUCGGUUCUCUCCCCCGCCAGCCCAAGCAAGACCGAGAGCUGCAGGAGCUUGUCUCCCGUGUGACAUCACUGGAGGAGCAGCUCAGGAAGGGCAAAGGUCAAGCAGAAGAUGGCAAGGCUGUAAACUGGCCGGGUAAGUUUGACACGCUGAUCCAAGCGCAGGCCCGUGAGCUGUCUCACCUGCGUCAGAGGAUGCGGGAGGGCCGUGGCGUGUGCCAUAUUCUGACUCAGCACCUGGGAGACACCACCAAGGCCUUUGAAGAGCUCCUGCGCUCCAAUGACAUCGAUUACUACAUGGGACAGAGCUUCAGAGACCAGCUCUCUCAGAGCAUCUCCCGCCAGAGAGUCAGCACCAAGAUCAGCGGCCGAGAUCACUCUGAAGUCCCAGAUGAUAAAUCAGGACAUGAGCUGCUCGCAAUACGGCUGAGUAAGGAGCUACAACAGAAAGACAAACUUAUUGAGUCCCUACGCUCUAAACUUGACCAGCAACAACCACGAACGGAUACACCUACUAGCAGCCAUGCCCUCUCUGUGGCCACAGACCAAUCAGACAGAACCUCUUUUGUGUCAGAAGACCACGGCUCAACCAAUGAGGAUCUUGAGCUGUGCUCCGAGCUAGAUGCUGCCAGUGAAUAUGGCCAUGAGGAGGCAGCAAGAAGUGCCACAGAUUCACAUACCCAUAGAGGCUCAACCUCAUUACAUCCAUCCAAUCCUCCAUCUAUUACUUCCUCUCACAGCCACCAGUCCUCCAACACCUGUCCCAGCAUGCAAUGCACACCACACAGCCCAAUGGAAACCCAGGCACAGACAGGCCUCUCUACUGGACCUCUGUCCAGCUCCAUUUCUUUCUCCACCUCCCUCCACUGUCCUCAAAUGUCCUCUCCACCCGUGUUUGAGCCUCAAACUCAUCCCUUGAGAACCCGUCACCCUUAUGGUGUGGGAUUCUCACUGGCAGAGGUUCACCAAGAGCUUCAAAUGCUCCAGAAACAGCUUGGAAACAGCUACCAUGGUCCUCAGAUCAAACCCCUUCCUGCGUUUCCUCUGGGCUCCCAUGCUCAGCUUGACCAUAGCAGUUUACACCCACUAUCCCAUCAUGCCUUUGAACAGUCACCUGUCAGAAGCAGACACACCAGUCCCGCUAUGAAAUCAGGGCCAAGCCUUCUGGAGAGCAGUGCAAUGUGGGAUAUGAUGUAUGGCCAAAGACCUACAAGACCAGGCGUUUAUGGAGACGUGUCCUCUGGUUCUUCGGGAUAUCAGUCAGGCCAUACAGGCGCAGACUUGAUGGAGGAGCAUCUUAGGGAAAUUCGCUCUCUCCGACAGCGUCUAGAAGAUUCUAUCCAGACCAAUGACCGUCUGAGACAACAGCUGGAGGAGAGACUGGCCUCUUCUACACGAAAUGGAGGAGGAGCACCCACUAACAUCUAUAUCCAAGGCCUUGAUUCUGUCAAUCAGCUAUCCAAUGAGAUUCGAGUGCUUAAAGAGGAAAAUCACACCCUGCAGGACCAACUCCAACAGGCCAGGACAGACGGCAUUAAAGAGACGGAGCGGCUGAGAGAGGCGGUUCUGUCUGGGCGUGGCCAGUUAAAGCAGGCGGAGCUAGAGGCGGGCAGGUGGGCGGAUCAAUGCAGACGUCUGCAGGCUCAGAUUAGAGAGCAGGCUCAGGUAGUACUACAGCUCAAACAAGACAAACAGAACAGCCUGGACAACAGCACCAGGCUACAGCACGAAGUGAAUGUUCUCCAGCAGCAGUUGAGUGAGUGUCAAUGUUUAGUGCACACACUGCAGUGUGAACUACAGGUGUAUCAGAGAGUCUGUGGCACUACCGAGAGCAAUACAGGCUACUCUACUACCUUUGACCUACGUGAGCGAGAGUCUAAAAUUAAUUUGCUGGAGCAGCAGUUGAGAGAGAGGCUGGACCAGUGUAUGCCUCGCCUCUCCGCCAGAAAACAGCUAUUCCACGACCAAUCAUCAUCUCCCCCCGUUCGAGAUACAGGGUUCUCCAGCCCUGCUUCACCAGCCGUGGAACUAGAUAACCCAAAGUAUUCUGCUAGUGACUCGCCAAAGUCUGCUGCUGAAGAUCUGGAAGCUGAGGCCCCUGACGGCUCCUUCGCCUGCAGGACGGGCCAUCAUAUGAUUGGUCACGUAGAUGACUUCAGUGCCCUUCAGCAGCAGCUACUGGAGGGGAAGGUGGUUAUCUGCAAAAUGGAGGCGGCACUGCAGUCCAGCACUGAAUCACAUGACCUUCCGGAGGGUUAUGUGAGGAACUUGCAUGCCAGCACUACAACACUGAAGCAGAUUCUGGAGGAGACAAGCUCUCUCUUGAGAAUGUUCUGGAGGGCGGCUCUGCCCAGCACUGAGGCCUCGGCCCAGCAGCUAAAAAAGGAGCAGUCUUUGAGAAAAGAGGUUGUAGCACUGAGGCGCAAGCUUUCAGAGCAAGAGCAGCUUCUCAGGGUCACGAUGGAGAAUCUGAGGACCUCCAGUCGCACUAAAGACAGCAUGGAGCAAUUCAUUGUCAAUCAACUGUCAAGAACGCGAGAUGUGUUGAAACAGGCUCGCUCAAAUCUAGAGAAGAAUGAACUCAAGAUUGCCUCUCUAAGCUGCACCCCUCUCCCUUCAUCCUUCUAUUCAGUCUCAUCCACUCCUUCCUGGUCUGAUAGAGGUGAGGUCUCAGGAGCCUCCCUCCAAUACGCCUCCUCUCUUGGUUGGAAUUUCGUGACCCCUCACGCUCAGGAUCGGCACAAAGUGACAACUGCCUCAUGGCCGGCACAGGGGAGUGAAAGACUACAGAUGUCCUCCAGACUGAGCGCUGCUGUCUCUCCCUUUCUCUGAGUCAAUCAGUGUCAUAUUAUUUCACCAUAAAAUGCAUUAGAUAUUCUGGAUUAUGUGUAGAUUAAGAUUAUGUCUAUUAGUCAGUUUUAUUUGCUACAUAAGAACCACCAAAAAGCUCUCAAAGUUGCAUUUGAGUAGAUUAGUAUUAAUAGACUUAUGGAUUGGCAAUCCAUGUCUUUAACCAAAGCAACAUUUUAUGGGUUUAUGUUUGGUGUUAAGGUUUGAUAUUGAACCAGCAACAAAAUUAAUGUGCAAUUAUAAUACUACUGUGCUACCAGCCAGACCUGCUACACUGUAAAUGAAAGUCACCCCUGGGACGAGCUGAAGAUCGAUGGUGCAAUAAUCUUUCAGUCAGCCUGCUACUGUAGUCUUGAUAUAAUAUGUUUGUUCUGUGUUAUUGCCAAAGUUUUAGUAUGUUGCUUUUUUCCUUUUUAUUUGUAUUUUAUUUUUCAUUGUCCAUUCUUUUUUUCUUUCUUUUACACAGUUUUUAUUUAAUCCUUUCCCUGUUUUAUAUUACUUCUCGUACUGGAGAUUAUAGAUCAUUUCUUUUUGGUUUUGGCCCCCCA
Molecule: messenger RNA, 8032 nt
Organism: Pimephales promelas (fathead minnow)
Lineage: Eukaryota; Metazoa; Chordata; Actinopteri; Cypriniformes; Leuciscidae
Gene: pde4dip
Product: phosphodiesterase 4D interacting protein
Biological process (GO): centrosome cycle; positive regulation of microtubule nucleation; regulation of Golgi organization
Cellular component (GO): centrosome; Golgi apparatus
Molecular function (GO): molecular adaptor activity
Source: RefSeq, a predicted model, not a curated record